AUGCUUCCCUUGGCCCCGGGUAGAAUCCGGCUCGAGCAUGAGAUUAGUGCUCGGAUUGGAUCGCGAAUGAGCUCACAAAUCCCCUACCUGUCAGAACAGACACACACAUCCUCGAAUAUUGUCCUAAAAUUGAACUCACCAGAGUCUGUGGUUCGUGGCACAAGAUCUUCCGACAAGGCAGCUACUUCCGAGUUUGCUUUCGUUGGCGACGGAGUAGUUUCCUUGCUGGCUGAUUUAGACUCAUUCUUCACCGGUAUUGGCCUCGUUUCACUACUGUGCAUCGGGAUGGCUGUAUCUUUCAAACGCAGUCGCUUAUGCCCAGUACCCAAUAAUUCCGAUCGAAUAUCUCGUUCGAAAUCUUCCGGUUUGAAGUGUUGCGAACAGACCCGAGAGUGUUGUGAUGGGACGAAAGCAUGA
Echinostoma caproni is the source of this 417-nucleotide messenger RNA. The record is from the annotation of a GenBank genome assembly. NCBI's taxonomy places the organism in Eukaryota, Metazoa, Platyhelminthes, Trematoda, Plagiorchiida, Echinostomatidae.